This is a messenger RNA of Parastagonospora nodorum SN15, 1623 nucleotides long. RefSeq lists its product as hypothetical. The record is from RefSeq and is a predicted model, not a curated record. Gene Ontology annotation, molecular function: monooxygenase activity; oxidoreductase activity, acting on paired donors, with incorporation or reduction of molecular oxygen; iron ion binding. The coding region runs from base 1 to 1623 and encodes 540 amino acids. The transcript has 2 exons. NCBI's taxonomy places the organism in Eukaryota, Fungi, Ascomycota, Dothideomycetes, Pleosporales, Phaeosphaeriaceae.
AUGUUACAAGAGGAGAAGAGCUUGCUAUUCUCAUAUCCAAAAAUCUUCGGGGGCAUAGUGGCGUAUUUUGUAGUGGUCACCAUCUACAGCUGCAUCACCGCACCACGAUUACCGGUCUCAAUACCAUGGUUGGGCUACGGAAAAGGCUGGAUCGCCGGCGCACGUAACCUUUUCGCCAUCGCCAAGAGCAAAGAAUGGAUGCAGGCGGGAUAUGAGCGAUAUUCGAAGAACAACAAAGCGUUCGUUCUGCCUUCUGCCCUAGGCAUGGUCGCUGAGAUUGUUAUGCCAAGGUCACAGAUGAGAUGGAUGCUCGAUCAGCCCGACUCUGUCCUGAGCGCUGGUGAGGCGCACCGGGAUGCUCUGUUUGGGGACUAUACUUUCGUCGAUCCCAUCAUUUUGCGAGACCCGUAUCAUGACCGCGUGGUUCAUAAGAACUUAGGGCGAAGUAUGAACGGCAUUAUCUCUGGCCUCGCAGAAGAGGUUCCUGCGGCUGUGGAAGCAAUAUUCGGGACCGACACGGAAGUUUACACAAAAGUUGACGCGAUGGAUUCAUUCAUGCGCAUGGUACCGAGGCUUGUUAAUCGGAUGUUGGUCGGACGAGAUCUCUGCAGAAACCAGGGAUAUUUGGAUGCAGUGCUCGCCUUUACCCAUGACGUUGUCCGGACGCAAAUGUUCAUGUUUAUCAUCCCGAAUGCUUUCCAUCCUUUCGUAGGGACUAUCCUAGGCUGGAUAUCAAAGCACCAUUAUUGGCUCUCGUCUCAGUUCACAAUUCCGAUGAUUAAAACAAGACUGGAGGACUUGAGAAAGAAGGAUGCCAAAGAGUCUGGAUACGACGACUGGGGAGAACCGCAAGAUUACAUAACUUGGACAUACCGCACAGCACAGGCCGAAGGCAGGCAGGAUGAGUUGCGCCCAGAUCGCAUCGCAAAACGUAUCAUGCCGCUGAACUUCGCUUCCAUUCACACGACAUCCCUGACCGCAUAUGAGGCUAUCACUAGAAUCUUGUGUGCCGAUCCCAGCGUACUCGAAAGCCUUAGAGAAGAGGCGCAUCGUAUAUUCCAAGAAGAGGGCGGCUGGACGAAGCGGGGCCUGAAUAGCAUGUAUCGAAUGGAUUCAGCGAUUCGCGAGUCACAGAGAACAGCCCCGAUUUCUCUGACAUUCGCGGGUCGCAAGGUCAUAGCCAAAGAUGGGAUUGUCACUCCGGAUGGUUUGCGCGUCCCGUAUGGUGCUACGCUCUCAUUCCCAUGGAUGCCUGUGGCCUUGGACGAAGACAUCCAUAAAGAGGAUGCGGCUAUUUUCGAUGCAUUUCGCUACUCACGCGCCAGAGAAACAUACGAAAUGAUGACGGCAAAAGAGAAGGAGAAGGAAGAUGUGCUCAAGCUGAAACAGAUGACAAUGGUCACCACCAGCGAUCAGCAUCUUCCCUUCGGCCAUGGCAGGCAUGCUUGUCCCGGCCGGUUCUUUGUUUCACACGAACUCAAGAUGAUCUUCGCUCAUCUGAUACUCAACUAUGAUUUCAAACGUAUUGAAAGUGCGCCAAAGAAGAUGUGGGUCGUGAGGGUCCAGGUACCUAUGCCUGCGAUACUCGAAGCAAAGCGUCGAAAGGCUGUGUGGCAACCCUGA